AAUUAAUAAUUUAAUAAAAAUAAAUAAUUCAAAAAAAAAAAUAAAACGAAAUAAAAGAGAAUCAAAAUCCAAACUUUUAAAACAAAUCAAAUGAAAAAAUAUUAACUGUAGAUAGCUAUCGCUAGCUUGUGUUUGAUUACUUAUACAUAUUGCGAAUAAAUCAAUAUCUUGCUUUAAAAUAAUUAAGUUGGAUAAGUUAAUAAUUACAAUAUAUAGUUAAGUAGUUUUCAAGACUGGAAUAGUACCUAUUAAAAUUCUUUUCCUUUAAGCAUCUAAUUUUAUUUUCCAUAAGAGUUUUAAAAUGCUAUAUCCAAUCUUAACAUCAUUUAAAACUAAUAGACAUUGCAAUAUUUCUCAUCAGUAAGUGGAAAAAGUUAUUUGGUUGAAUUUUCAAUAGUUAUAAAUAGCGGUAACUGUUAAAUAUGGUUUAAUAAUUUCUUAAAUCCAUCCUAUUCUGGCACAUACAUAAUUCCAAUAUCUAUCUAUGAUAAAUAUUAGAAUAGAUAAUAUCAGAAUCAGAUACAGAUAUAAUAAAUUAAUUCUAAUAAUAACAUAUAACUGUAUUUCAAUAAUGGAUAACAAACCAACAUUCAAGGUACCUUAAAUCUAAAUAUUUAGCCAUCGAUUCUUCUUCCUUCUGAUUUGGGCAUCUCAAUAAAGCUUCCUUAAUAUAGUGCUUCUAAACCAUCAAUGAAUUAUGUUAAUAACCCUGUUACUUGCAUAUUGAAAUAGUAAUAGGGUAAUAUCAAUCUGCCAUGUGUUCUAAAUGCUUAAAACUUGUUGAACAUAACUAAUAUACUUACUACUUCUUAAACUACUAUAACUCCAUUAACCAUCUAAAUUGCAAACGUGCUUGCACCUAUAUCUACUUAACCUGUAGUAGGAUUUAAUGUAUCUUUAUACGGCUAAACAAACGGAGGUUUGAUUCAAUACGAAAAUAACAAAUCAGUAAAUGCGUCAUCUGCAAGCAAUCCAAAUUCAAUAACUAUAAGCUCUUCUAAUUAGAAUACUUUAAAUACAACUAGUUUAGUAGUUAACAUUAAAGCAUAAACAUUUUUUUCUCCAUCUUAUGUUAUUAUAUUUAAGCUUCCAAUAGACUUUGUAGUAUCAAACUUUUAAAGUUAACUCAAAGGAUAUACACAAGAUGGAAGAUAAAUAACACUUUCAAUUCAAAAAGAUUAAUCCAUACUUAUUUAAUCAGAUAUAAGCGUAGCUGGAGAUGAUUCUAAGUUUUAUUUUAGGCUAGAUGGUGUCUAAAAUUACUAAGGAGCUUAUUAAACUUCUACCUACUUCUAAACAAUAGUGUAUUCUGAUAAUACUUUACAAUACAUAGUUUGCUAAGAUCUCAACAGUAUUCAAUACUAAACACUCUCAAGCUAGCUUGUAAUUAAUAAGUUUAGUUUUUUGCCAUAAUAGGUUUAGAUUGUGAGUUCAUACAUUUUUUAAUUUAGCAUGAUGAAUUCUCUAGAUGCUACAAGUAUGAUUUCAAACCGUAUUACUAUUAAUCUUCCUAGCUAAGUAAGUUACACAACAAAUAUGGUAAGCUCUAUGCUUGGAAAUGGAAUUGUUAGUUGUAAUAACUAUAUAAAUUUCAUUUAAUUUGCUAACAUUUCUGCUUCAGCAACUUGUGAAAUGCCUUCUGAUUCUGUUAUUAGAAUUUAUAACUUUUUCAUUUAAAAUAACAACAAUUUAGCAAUAAACUUGAAAUAAGUAGUUAAUCCUUACUCUACAGCCCAAACUCAGAAUUUCGUCAUAUAAGUAGAAAUUUAAAAGAGUACUAACCCAAAUUGGCUAACUGUGUAUUAAAAUAGCUAAAAUGAUGGUACUACAAGCAUUGUUGCCUCAAGUGGAUAAAUUUCACUUCUCAAAUUUUAAGGUGUAAAUAACUAAAUUACUUUCAAUCAAAAUAACUAUCUUAUAUCCUUUAGCACUACUUCGCAAUUAAUACCUAAUAGUUUUAUUGAUAUUUAAUUUCCACUCGAUGAUUUUCUAUUUAAAUAAAUUAGCUAAUCAUCUUUCUCAUGCUAAUUUAUUAGUGGAUAGUUUUCUUCUUAGAAUUCAUGUUCUCUAAAUAUAGGAAAUAUUGUUGAAAUAAACCUCUAAUCCAGUCAAAGUAUUCCUUCUGGAUCUGUGAUUACUCUUAUGAUAAAUGGUAUAAUAAAUCCUAGAUCAACAAGGCCUACUGGAUAACUCAACAUCACAACUUUAUCACCCACUAGAAACAUAAUAGAUACAAUAUAGACCAGUAGUAGUAUUGGAAGUCUAAGUAUGAGCAUACCUAAUACUCUUUAAAUAUUUAGUGUCUAGCCUUAAUCUUUCUUAAUUGGUGAUAAAACUAUGUACACUUUUACUCUUUAAUCUCCUGUUUAGAUCCUUUCUGGAGAUGUCUUAACAAUAAAUGUUUUAGAACUUUUGCCUCAAAAUUAGUAAAGUAUGAUAUGCAGUGGAAUAUAAGGUUUACCUAUUACUUUAAGCUGUUCUUAGAGUGGUACAAAUAUUACUUUAACCAUGCAAUCACCAAUAGCCCCUAAUACCGUUAUAUAGUUUACAGUUUCAAAUCUUUAAAAUCCUUACUCUAAUGUGAUAUCAGCUCCACUUUUAUUUUGUAUUUAUGACUCGUAAGGCUAUAUAAUAGCAACUUCUUAGUUUUCAGAUGUGGCUAAGAGAGGAAGCUAAAUAGGUUAUGACUCAGUGAUAUUCCAAUAAACAUCUGUAACGCCAGAUAGCUACAAAGUUGGAUAGAUAACAACCUAUAGAUUAAACUUUAAUCUCCCAAUCCCCAUAAAUUAAAGUUAAUCCAUAAUAAUUUAUCUCCCUAGUGAUAUUGGUAUCAAUAACUCAAAUAUAAGUUGCUACUUAUUAUUUAAGAAUUUAUCAUAAAAUACAAACACAAUAUGCAGUUAUCAGUAAGCUAACCAUUCUAUUUUAAUUACAAAAUUCUUGCCAAUUAGUAAUAGGAGAUUACUUAGCUCAGGCCAAUAGUAUAUCUAAAAGGAAUACUCAGAUAUAUAGUCCAUGAACUUUUAACAAGAGUAAAGAUAUCUCUCAAGUAUUUCAACAAUACCAAUAAACACAAAUUUGAUAAUUUCUUUAACUGGUAUACAAAAUAAAUUAAACAAUGGUCCUUUCUAAAGCAAUACAUCCUCUUAAUUUAAAGUUUCUAUAAGUAAUAUCGAUAGCUCUGGUAAAAUAGUAGAGUUAGCUUCAUCGAUAAUUAGUUUAGCACCUUCUUAUACCUGUUCAUCACCAUGCAUUAAUUGUUAAGGAAUCGAUACUUAAUGCACUUCUUGCUAAGGAUCAUAAAUUCUUCUUCCUGAAUUAAGCUAAUGUGAGGCUAACUGUCCUAAUAACUAUGUCAGGGUAUAGAGUCAAAAAUAUUAAUAGUAAGUAUGCCUGAGGUGUUUGUCUUUUGAGUCUGAUAUUAACUGCUCUUCAUGUGAUCCUUACAACUUAAAUGUAUGCACAUAAUGUGUUAAUAGAUAUAAAUUAAUUUAUGAUUAGAAUGGAACAGCUCGUUGUGAGGAAAUCAGUAGCGAUAAUGACCCUCUUCGUGACUUUGUUUACAACAUUGAGUACAAUCUACCUUAUAUUUCCUUAUACAUUUUAAUUGUUAGCAUUUAUUGUAUAGUAAGAAAGAUAUUUAAGGUAAAGAAUCUGAUCUUAGUUGCAGUCUUACUCUCAUGCUAUUCUUUAAUUGAAAUCAUUGUACUAAUAGCUUUUAUUGUUAAGAUAUGUCUUCUUCAAUAAUUUUUACCCAUAUUGCUUGCAGGAUUGCUGAUUUUGGUAUAUGUUGUUUCUCAGUAUUUCUUUGCUUACAGAUUCAAAAAAUCACUUUUCAAAGAUCAGGGAUAUAACUUAUAUGAACCAAACUAUAAAACAGUGAGAGUUGUGUAAAAAUUAGCUCUUAUUUUUAACUUUAAAAUAUUUCUGAUGUAUAGAAGCAACUUUUCACAUAUAAAAGACAUCUUUUACAUACCUUUUAGUAAUUCAUAAUUACUUUUGCACACAAUAAAAAAAGGUUUAUAAAUUUGUCUUCUUCUAGGGAUAGCAAUUCUAGCAUUUGAUGGAUGGGUUAUGUAUUACACAUACAAUUACAGGAAUGUAAUUAUCCCUCCAUUUUUCUUUAUUGAAUUUGCAUUUUUCCAUUUUUUGAUUGUAAUAAUGCUUCUACUCCUCCUAAUUCCAAAUAAAAAAUAUAGUUUAGAUAUUAUUUUCGAUUCUGUUAACGAAAAUGACAUUAAGUAUAAAUCAAAGUAACUUGAUUUAAAAAAUAUAUCCUCUACUUUAAUUUAGACCAAGACUAUAUAGGCUGUAGAUCAUUAAAAUCAAUUUUAAACUCAUUCUAUCUACAUGACAGCUAAGAAUCCAACUUACUCUUCAUCAGACAUUUAACAUAUAAGUGUUACUAGAAAUAACAUACCUAGAAGCACGACUGUUAUACACUUAGAUAAUAAUGCAAAAAAAUAUGGCAAUUAAUAAGAUUAAUCAUUAAUUUAAAACGAAUAAAAAAGCAAUUAAAUGAUCCCUCCAAUAAAUAAUAAUAGAGAUAAGAAAUAAUUACCAGGAAUGGGCAAGUAAAUUAUGAAUAAAUAAGAGAGUUAAUCUUUUUUGAUUCUUAAUAAUGGACUUUAACAAAACUUAUCAAAUUCCACACCAAACAACUAAUCUAUGAACCAUGAACUCUUCCCUUCUAAUUUUAAUUCUUCUUCUGAAUUAUAAAUUUAAGAAAGAUUCCAAAGCCAAGCACAGAGGUCUCCUAUAAAUAUAAAUAAUCACAGUAACUCAUCUAACAUCUAAAUUUAACAAUCGGAGUCAGAAGAUGAAAAGAAAUUAAAAAAAAUAAAUAACAAUUAUAACAAUUAAGAAUCUGAUUAAACUAAGUCACAUAAAUCAAAAACUAUACACAAUAUUGAUUCUAAUUUAAAUAGAGACAACUAUCAUUAGUAAAUGAUAUUAAAUAAUUAAAAAUUAUCUUCUGAUGAUAGAAGUCCUUAAAGCCACUCACCAGAAUAGGUGAAUACAGGAAAUUUUGAAAAAUAAUCUACAAGUGUUUAGUCACAAAGACAUUAAGAAUUGAAAACACCAGAUAAAUUAACAAAGUCAAGCUCAAAAUCCUUGUCACCUAAGGAUUUAAGCAACCAAAAGCUUACUUAAAAAGAAAAAAACUUAGAAGUUUAAGCUCGUACUAUUUUUUCACCUACUUAACUUUUAUUGAAUAAUUUAGAGGAACAGAAAAAUGGAAUGAAAAAAUCUUAAGAUAUAAAAUAAUAGAAAUAAUUCCAACAAAUUUAAUCUAGCAAAGCCUAAUUAGAUGAAGCUGAUAUAGAAGUUGAUAUUUAAGACUCUAAUAUCAGAAAUCUAAAAAAUUAAAUGUAUGCCAGUAAGCAGCAUUAAAAUAAUUUUUAUAAUAAGAAAUAGUAAAACAGAGUAUCUCAGCAGAUUUAAUCUUCAUAAGAUCAAACUUAAAAUAAUCUUACUGAAAAAUAUACAGAGAGCUCUCAAGAAGUGGAGGAAAAUCAUUGCUUAAAUGCUUAACUUUAGUCAUUAACUAAGCACAAUAAUUUAAGCUAAUAAAAUAAUCAAUUCAUAUCUCCUAGAGUGAAUAUACUCCAAGCAAAUGAUAUAACAAAUUCUUAUAGUACUCCUUAAAUUGGGUAAUAAAUGAGUAAUUAAACUAGCUAAAUGUAAGAACAUGCAAACUAAGAAUUAUAAGAACAAUAAUUGAGCAAUUUCUCAAAAUUUUAAGAUAAUAACUAAUCAAACAAUAAUAUGAAUAAUCAAUCUGAGAAUUCCCCAAUAAACUUAAAAAAGAAUUAAGCUUUUGAUUUAAACAAAAACUAACCUCCUUCAUUCUCACAAAAUUUAAAUAUAUCUAAUGGUAAAUAAAAUAAUUACCAGCAGUUAUACAGUUUUAACAAUAACCGAUAGGCUAAGAUUCCAUCAACAUAAUACGUUUCUAGUUUUGAUAAAUUUUAAAUGGAUAAUAAUCAAUAAUAACUCCUUUCAUAAAACAAUCAAUAACCUGUAAAUACUAUACAAGAAACUAGAAAUAUUCCUAUAUAAAUCUAAACCAACUAAUCUACUCCUACUGAUUAAAAAAAAAAUAGUAAAAUUUUUGGCAAUCUUUUACAUGAUAUGCUUUAGAAUCCUAUUUCUAGUGUUAUAUAGAGUACUGAUAGCAAAACUAGCUAAUACUUCCCAUAAGAGAACAUCAGUAACUAUUGA
Molecule: messenger RNA, 6225 nt
Organism: Tetrahymena thermophila SB210
Lineage: Eukaryota; Ciliophora; Oligohymenophorea; Hymenostomatida; Tetrahymenidae
Product: transmembrane protein, putative
Exons: 4
Source: RefSeq, a predicted model, not a curated record